CGAGCAACGUCCCUCACUUUUGUCUUCACUGGCCGAGCAGUCUUCAACUUCCAUCUGAACUGCCCUGUAUACUGAAGUGGAAGCUUUGAGUCAGUUAUAUAGAUUUUCUCCAAUGCGUGGCUGCUGAAGAGUUAAAAUGCACACGGACGAGUUUUAGAAAAAGAAUAUGCUUUUUCUCAAUUAAAUAAAAUAACUCUAAAGGAUCUUCUUUGGUUUAAUUGUCUGCCUCUCGUUUUGUUUCUGGAACGUUGUAUAAAGCUUUUCUAAAAUGGAUUUGACCCAAUUGCCAUGGGCUGAGGUGGACUCUUGUGAAUAGCUGCUGCUCUUUUGCAGCUAUGGACGUUUUGGUACGACUUUGUACCUUCUCUCCAGCAAGCUUACCAUGCUGAGCGAAGCCUCCAACGUGAUGUACAUGCUGCUGGAGCUACUGAUCGCCCUGCUGUCCAUCCUGGGCAAUGUGCUGGUGUGUUGGGCAGUGGGUCUUAACACCAACCUCCAGAGCAUCACCAAUUUCUUUGUAGUCUCCCUGGCUAUUGCAGAUAUCACUGUAGGUGUUUUGGCAAUCCCUUUCUCCGUCAUGAUCAGCACAGGUUUCUGUGCCAAUUUCUACGGUUGCCUGUUUAUUGCCUGUUUUGUGUUAGUGCUGACACAAAGCUCCAUUUUCAGCCUACUAGCAAUAGCCAUUGACCGCUACAUAGCCAUCAAGAUCCCACUUAGGUAUAAUAGCUUAGUGACUGGGCAGCGUGCCAAAGCCAUCAUUGCGGUCUGCUGGGUUCUGUCUGUGAUAAUUGGGCUGACACCUAUGCUGGGCUGGCACAAGGGCCAUAGAGUGGACCUUUUUAACAGCAGCUGCCCUCCAGGCACGAUAGAGUGUCUGUUUGAGGAGGUGGUGAUCAUGGAUUACAUGGUCUACUUUAACUUCUUCGCUUGUGUAUUAGUGCCCCUGCUCCUCAUGCUGGCCAUCUACCUACGCAUCUUUAUGGCUGCCCGCCACCAACUCAAGUGUAUUGAGCUGAAAGCCAUACCAUGUGAGCUCAAGUCACGGUCCACCCUACAAAAGGAGGUCCAGGCAGCCAAGUCACUGGCCAUCAUUGUUGGACUGUUUGCAGUCUGCUGGCUGCCACUGCAUAUUAUUAACUGCUUCACACUGUUUUGUCCACAGUGUGAACGACCAGCUGUGUGGAUUAUGUACCUGGCUAUUAUACUCUCUCACGCUAAUUCGGUGGUGAACCCUUUCAUUUAUGCUUACCGCAUCCGGGAGUUCCGGCAUACCUUCCGAAAGAUUGUGCACUAUCACAUCUUAGGUCGACAGGAUCCUUUGUUGAGCAGUGGAAGCAGUCAGGCCUCAGCCCGUGCCAGUAUGACAGAUUCAUUUAGCGUGAAGAUCAAUAGUCUGGUGCAGGACUUCUACGCUGAAGGUGGCAGUACAGCUAGCAGCUGUUAAUGCACCAAAUGUGAAAUGGCAAUGUUCCCAGUGUAUCUCAGCCAGGAGCAAGGCAACCUACAAUAAGAAAUCAUCCACUAGGGCUCCCAGAGUCAUCCUUUGCGCCAGACAUAGUCGUGCAAUACAAGCAGGUACCUGCAGUGCUGGAGGAAAGAAAUGGGAAAUACAUGAUAUCUGUCAUUCAUGACAAAUCUGCACUUUACCAAUGUACCACUCACUUCCAUGAGCAUUGCUAGAAAACUUUGAAAUAGGUUGUAAUGAUCAUUUCUUUUGCCACAAAAUUUUGAUGAAGAUUUUGAUGUGCAUUUUAUUCUUGAAUGUGAACAGUGACUGUAGUUGUUGUCACUUUACUAUUCAAUUUCAUUCUACUAUUUAAUUGCCAGGGCCUGCCAGAGGGCCAAAGUUUUAUUAUACGAUUCUUUAACCUAAGAAUAGCUCAUCCAGUUUGCAUUGAAGUCCUUGUAGUUACUGAAUAAUAAGCUUUAGUGUGUAAUAAACCUGGGGUUUUAAGGGGUUAGGAAUUAUCCCAGCACCUUCUGCUGGACGCCCCUGAUCUAUUUGCUUUUUACUUUUUCAUUUUAUCUAGUGAAAUUGUUUCAUUUUGUUUGUUUUAAGACAUUAGGCAGACAAAUUUCAAGAAGUAAUGCUUGAAAAUGACCUGCUAAUAAAAUAAGACAAUUUCACCAGAUUACUUUUAUGUAAAGUAAGUAAAAAAUCUGGAAAUAUAUGAAGUGAUCUGAUUGUUCUCAACAAUCUCAAAAUAAGAAAUAUAGAUGUAUCAACAAUAUUUAAGAUUUCACUUGCCCAUUUAUUUAUGCAUACAUUAUGAUAGGUAUCACUAUAACAACUGUACACGUUUGUACUAUUCAUUAUUGUGAAGAGUUCUAAAUCUGUUCAGUGCUAUUUUGUCAGAUGAUGCAAAGUUCCAACACAAAACACAAAAAGUGCUUUGAACUGAUGUAAUUGCCAAUGUUUUUUAUACUAGUUGUUUGAUUUGAUUGACUUAAGACAGGUAUCAUUGUCUCUACUGU
This is a messenger RNA of Colossoma macropomum (tambaqui), 2475 nucleotides long. RefSeq names its product adenosine A2a receptor a (gene adora2aa). Gene Ontology annotation, molecular function: G protein-coupled adenosine receptor activity. The transcript is spliced from 3 exons. Bases 383 to 1444 code for a protein of 353 amino acids. Lineage: Eukaryota; Metazoa; Chordata; Actinopteri; Characiformes; Serrasalmidae. Gene Ontology annotation, cellular component: membrane. The record is from RefSeq and is a predicted model, not a curated record. Gene Ontology annotation, biological process: adenylate cyclase-activating G protein-coupled receptor signaling pathway; G protein-coupled adenosine receptor signaling pathway.